This is a messenger RNA of Diaporthe citri, 507 nucleotides long. RefSeq lists its product as uncharacterized. The coding region runs from base 1 to 507 and encodes 168 amino acids. The record is from RefSeq and is a predicted model, not a curated record. The transcript is spliced from 3 exons. NCBI's taxonomy places the organism in Eukaryota, Fungi, Ascomycota, Sordariomycetes, Diaporthales, Diaporthaceae.
AUGUCCGUCAAGAAAGUGCAAGGCCACAUCGACGCUAUCCAGCGCAAGCUGGAGAAGUCCAUCAAGAUCGCCGACAAGGGCCCCAACAUGAAGCUCGGCGACGUGAUCAAGCUCGGCCGCAAGACCAACUCGAUUGUUUCUGAGAUCAAGAAGAGCAUCAGCGAGUACGAUGGCGCCGAUCCUACUCCUGAGGAGGCACAAGUGAUCCUCACAAAGAUGGAGAAGGUCGUCGAGUUGACGGAGAAGGAAUUGGCAACCAUAGUUCAGAACAAGCCUCGCAUUGACGAGUUGCACGUUGGAGGUCUGGUCAAGCGAAACUUGCUCAACAGCCAGGAGGCAGGGGCCAAAUUCUCUGUGACCCUGAAUGAGAAGGCCCCCGAUAACCUGAAGCCUUCGGCUCAGGCUCUCGAGGAGAGACGCAACAAGGCCUUUGACAAGGCAGUUAGUGUCUUCGCCAAUGCCCAGGGAGGAGAGGACCAGGCUGAUGGAGAGGAUGAUUCGGAUUAA